AAUGGUGGAAAUGCAAACCGUUUCAUAACAGAGAGGCAGUGCAUGAGAAACUGUUCACACAGAGCCGAUGAACUGUUCCCCAAGGACAAAAGACAAGCUUGCAAUCUUCCAAAAAAGCCAGGGGAAUGUGUAGGUCACUAUCUCCGUUAUUACGGUCCUGAACAUCACACAUGCAAGGACCGGCUGUGUGGGCAAUGUUACAAUGCAGCAGAUGAAGGCCUUGAGGACUGUUCUGGUGCAUCAGAUGUACCAGUCGGAAUUAUCUUGGGUGUUGUGUUUGGUCUUACCGUUGCCGUUAUUCUCAUUGUGGUGAUUGUCUUUGCUGUCAAGAAAAAGAAUCUCAAAGAAACAUGGGAAAAAAGAUCCAAGUCUGCAGAGCAACCGCUGAAAGAGCAGGCCAUCAAGAUGGGAGACAGCCACUCUUGA
Molecule: messenger RNA, 426 nt
Organism: Cyprinus carpio (common carp)
Lineage: Eukaryota; Metazoa; Chordata; Actinopteri; Cypriniformes; Cyprinidae
Product: BPTI/Kunitz domain-containing protein
Exons: 5
Source: RefSeq, a predicted model, not a curated record